Molecule: messenger RNA, 6263 nt
Organism: Nycticebus coucang (slow loris)
Lineage: Eukaryota; Metazoa; Chordata; Mammalia; Primates; Lorisidae
Gene: LCT
Product: lactase
Exons: 17
Coding region: 1-5793 (1930 amino acids)
Biological process (GO): carbohydrate metabolic process
Molecular function (GO): hydrolase activity, hydrolyzing O-glycosyl compounds
Source: RefSeq, a predicted model, not a curated record
AUGGAACUGUCUUGGAAUACAGUCUUUACCAUACUCCUUCUAAGUUUUUCAGGCUCAGGGGCAGACUGGGAACCUGACAGAAACUUCAUUUUCACUGCUGGCCCUCUAACAUAUGACUUACUUCACAACCUGAGCAGUCUACUGGGAAACCAGGAUUCCGAUUUUGUACCAGGGGACAAGGACAUUUAUGUAUGUCAUCAGCCACUGCCCACCUUCCUGCCAGAGUAUUUCAACAGUCUUCAUGACAGUAAGAUCACCCAUUAUAAAGUAUUUCUGCCCUGGGCACAACUUCUCCCAGCAGGAAGCACCAAGAAUCCAAACGAGAAAACUGUGCAGUGCUACCGGAGACUUCUUGAGGCCCUCAAGACCGCACAGCUUCAGCCCAUGGUCAUCCUGCACCACCAGACCCUCCCUGCCAGCACGGUCCACCAGAGUGACUUUUUUGCUGAUCUCUUCGCUGACUAUGCCACAUUCGCCUUCCACUCCUUUGGGGACCUCGUUGGGAUCUGGUUCACCUUUAGUGACUUGAAGGGAGUGAUAAUGGAGCUUCCCAAUCAUAAAUCAAGAGCUUCCCUACUCCAGACCCUCACUGAUGCCCACAGAAAAGUCCAUGAGAUUUACCAUGAAAAAUAUGCUUCACAGGGUGGAAAGCUCUCUGUUGUCCUGCAAGCUGAAGAGACCCCAGGGUUCCUGCUGGACCCAUCCACAUCUGCACUUGCCCAGGACUUCACUGAUUUCUUCUCCCUUGAUUUGUCUUACGGAUGCCAAAAGGAGGCAAGUCUACCACAGAUGCUGAAUAAAUUGCAGAUGAUUAAGCCAAAAGUGAAAGUUUUCAUUUUCAAUCUAAAACUCCAAGACUGUCCCUCCAGCAGGAAGAACCUAGACAGGCCACUCUUCAGCCUUCUUGAAGCCAUAAAUAAAGACCAAGUGCUCAUUGGGUUUGAUAUGGAUGAAUUCCUGAGUUGUUCAUCAAGUUCUAAGAAAAGCCUGUCAUGUGCUCUGACUGAUAGCCUGGCCCUUCAAACUGACAAGCAGCAGACCCAGGAGGUGGCAACCGGCUCCUCACCGCCUCGAUCUGCCUAUCAGAGAGUCUGGGAAACAUUUGCUAACCAGUCCAGGGCAGAAAGGGAUGCCUUCCUACAGCAUGUCUUUCCUGAAGGCUUCCUCUGGGGUGUCUCCACAGGAGCUUUUAGCGUGGAAGGUGGCUGGACCGAGGGUGGCAGAGGGGCAAGUGUCUGGGACCAAUUUGGGCUCCUGAAUGCCGCCAAGGGCCAAGCAACACCAGCAGUGGCCAGUGACAGCUACCACAAAACAGCCUCUGACAUAGCCCUGCUUCGUGGCCUCCGGGCUCAGGUAUACAAGUUCUCCAUCUCCUGGUCCCGGAUCUUCCCCAAUGGGCACAGGAGCAGCCCCAACCGUGCAGGCGUCGCCUACUACAACAAGCUGAUCGACAGCCUGCUAGACUCUCACAUCCAGCCCAUGGCCACACUGUUCCACUGGGACCUGCCGCAGGCCCUGCAGGAUCGCGGGGGUUGGCAGGAUGAGAGUGUGGUGGACGCCUUCCUGGACUAUGCGGCCUUCUGCUUUUCCACUUUUGGGGACCGUGUGAAGCUGUGGGUGACCUUCCACGAGCCCUGGGUGAUGAGCUACGCAGGCUAUGGCACCGGCCAGCAUCCUCCAGGCGUCUCUGACCCGGGAGUGGCAUCUUUUAAGGUAGCUCACUUGGUCCUCAAGGCUCAUGCCAGAACUUGGCACCACUACAAUAACUAUCAUCGCACACAGCAGCAGGGGCGUGUGGGCAUUGUGCUGAACUCAGACUGGGCAGAACCCCUGUCUCCAGAGAGACUCGAGGACCAGAGAGCCUCUGAGCGCUUUUUGAACUUUAUGCUGGGCUGGUUUGCACACCCCAUCUUUGUGGAUGGAGACUACCCAGCCAUCCUGAGAGCCCAGAUCCAACAGAUGAACAAACAAUGCCCCAGUCUUGUGGCCCAGCUCCCUGAGUUCACGGAAGCGGAGAAGCAGCUCCUAAAAGGCUCAGCUGAUUUUCUAGGUCUGUCUCAUUACACUUCCCGCCUCAUCAGUAAGGGCCAACAAGACACCUGCACUCCUAGCUAUGAUACCAUCGGAGGCUUCUCCCAACACAUAGACCCUGCAUGGCCCCAGACCUCAGCCUCCUGGAUUCGUGUGGUGCCUUGGGGUAUAAGGAGGCUGUUGUUGUUUGUAUCCCUGGAAUACACAAAAGGAAAAGUUCCAAUAUACCUGGCUGGGAAUGGCAUGCCCUUAGGGGAAAAUGAAAAUCUCCUUGAGGAUUCCUUGAGAAUAGACUACUUCAAUCAAUAUAUCAAUGAGGUGCUCAAGGCUAUCAAGGAGGACUCAGUGGAUGUUCGUUCUUACAUUGCUCGUUCCCUCAUUGAUGGCUUUGAAGGCCCCUCUGGUUACAGCCAGAGGUUUGGGCUGUACAACGUCAACUUCAAUGAAAGCAGCAGGCCAAGGACUCCCAGGAAAUCUGCCUACUUUUUCACCAGAAUCAUUGAAAAGAAUGGUUUCUUCACCAAGACAAUAAAAAGACCACCACCACCUGACACAGAAAACUUUCCCUCCAAAAUCAAAGCCUUUGCUUUUCCAUCUGAGGUGCCCUCCAAGGCUAAAGUAGUUUGGGAAAAGUUCUCCAACCAACCUAAGUUUGAAAGAGAUUUGUUUUAUCAUGGCACGUUCCGGGAUGACUUUCUGUGGGGUGUUUCCUCAUCAGCCUAUCAGAUAGAGGGAGCUUGGGAUGCUGAUGGCAAAGGCCCCAGCAUUUGGGAUAAUUUUACCCACACACCAGGAAGCAAUGUGAAAGAAAAUGCCACCGGAGACAUAGCCUGUGACAGCUAUAACCAACUGGAUGCUGAUCUGAAUAUGCUUCGAGCUUUGAAGGUAAAGGCCUAUCGCUUCUCUAUCUCCUGGUCUCGGAUUUUCCCAACAGGGAGAAACAGUUCUAUCAAUAGUCAUGGUGUUGAUUAUUACAACAGACUGAUCAAUGGCUUGGUGGCAAGCAACAUCUCUCCUAUGGUGACACUGUUCCACUGGGACCUGCCCCAGGCCCUCCAGAAUAUUGGAGGCUGGGAGCAUCCUUCUUUGAUUGAGUUGUUUGACAGCUAUGCAGACUUUUGUUUCCAGACCUUUGGUGACAGAGUCAAGUUCUGGAUGACCAUCAAUGAGCCCACAUACCAGGCCUGGUUAGGUUAUGGCUCAGGAGAUUUUCCCCCAGGUGUGAAGGACCCAGGCUGGGCACCUUACAGAAUUGGCCAUGCACUCAUCAAAGCUCAUGCCAGAGUCUAUCACACUUACCAUGAGAAAUACAGGCAGAAACAGAAGGGGGUCGUGUCAUUGAGCCUCAGUGCACAUUGGGCAGAGCCCAAGUCACCAGGGGUCCCGAGAGAUGUAGAAGCAGCUGACCGCAUGCUGCAGUUCUCCCUAGGCUGGUUUGCCCACCCCAUUUUCAGAAAUGGAGACUAUCCUGAUGCCAUGAAGUGGAAAGUGGGGAAUAGGAGUGAACUACAACGCUUAGCCACUUCCCGGCUGCCAAGCUUCACUGAGGAAGAGAAGAUGUACGUUAGGGGCACGGCCGAUGUCUUCUGCCUUAACACCUACUACUCCAAAAUUGUGCAGCAUAAAACACCCAGGCUAAACCCACCCUCCUACGAAGAUGACCAGGAGCUACUUGAGGAGGAGGACCCUUCCUGGCCUUCCACGGCCAUGGGCAGAGCUGUGCCCUGGGGGAUGCGAAGACUGCUGAACUGGAUCAAGGAAGAAUAUGGGGACAUCCCCAUUUAUGUCACGGAAAAUGGAGUGGGGCUAACAAAUCCGAACCUGGAGGACACCGAUAGGAUAUUCUACCAUAAGACCUAUAUCAAUGAAGCUUUGAAAGCCUACAGGCUCGAUGGUGUAGACCUUCAAGGGUACUCUGCCUGGUCUCUGAUGGACAACUUUGAGUGGCUGAAUGGCUACACAGUCAAGUUUGGACUGCAUCACGUUGACUUUGAUAAUGUGAACAGGCCUCGCACAGCAAGAGCCUCUGCCAGGUACUACACAGAGGUCAUUACCAACAACGGCAUGCCGCUGCCCAGGGAGGACGAGUUUCUGUAUGGAGAGUUUCCCCAUGGCUUCAUCUGGAGUGCAGCUUCUGCUGCAUAUCAGAUUGAAGGUGCGUGGAGAGCAGAUGGCAAAGGACUCAGUAUUUGGGACACAUUUUCUCACACACCGCUGAGGGUUGAGAAUGAUGACAUUGGAGACAUGGCUUGUGACAGUUACCACAAGAUUGACGAGGAUGUGGUGGCACUGAGGAACCUGGGUGUCUCGCACUAUCGUUUCUCCAUCUCUUGGACUCGCAUUCUCCCUGAUGGUACCACCAAGUACGUCAAUGAAGCUGGCCUGAACUACUACUCCCGGCUCAUUGACGCACUGCUGGCUGCCAACAUCCAGCCCCAGGUGACCAUUUACCACUGGGAUCUGCCCCAAGCGCUCCAGGAUGUGGGAGGCUGGGAGAAUGAGACGGUUGUGCAGCGCUUCAAGGAGUAUGCAGAUGUGCUCUUCCGGAGGCUGGGAGACAAGGUGAAGUUUUGGAUCACACUGAAUGAGCCCUAUGUCAUUGCUCUCCAGGGCUAUGGAUACGGGACAGCAGCUCCAGGAAUCUCCUUUAGGCCUGGCACUGCACCCUACAUUGCUGGCCACAACCUCAUCAAGGCUCAUGCUGAAGCAUGGCAUCUGUACAACGAUGUGUAUCGCGCCAGUCAAGGAGGCGUGAUUUCCAUCACCAUCAGCAGUGAUUGGGCUGAACCCAGAGACCCCUCCAACCAGGAGGAUGUGGAGGCAGCCAGGAGAUACGUUCAGUUUAUGGGAGGCUGGUUUGCACAUCCUAUUUUCAAGAAUGGAGACUACAACGAGGUGAUGAAGACACGGAUUCGUGACAGGAGCUUGGCUGCAGGCCUCAGCAAGUCUCGGCUACCGGAAUUUACAGAGAGUGAAAGGAGGAGGAUCAAUGGCACCUAUGACUUUUUUGGGUUCAAUCACUACACCACCGUCCUGGCCUACAACCUCAACUAUGCCCCUGCCAUCUCUUCCUUUGAUGCAGACAGGGGAGUUGCCUCCAUCACAGAUCGCUCUUGGCCAGACUCUGGCUCUUUUUGGCUGAAGAUGACACCUUUUGGCUUCAGGAGGAUCCUGAACUGGUUAAAGGAGGAGUACAACAACCCUCCAAUUUAUGUAACAGAGAAUGGGGUUUCCCAGCGGAAAGAAACAGACCUAAACGACACUGCAAGGAUCUACUAUCUCCGUAGUUACAUCAAUGAGGCCCUCAAAGCUGUACAGGAUAAGGUGGACCUUCGAGGAUAUACAGUUUGGAGUGUGAUGGACAACUUUGAGUGGGCCACAGGCUUCUCAGAGAGAUUUGGUCUUCAUUUUGUGAACUACACUGACCUUUCUCUGCCAAGGAUUCCCAGAGCAUCAGCCAAGUUCUAUGCUUCUGUAGUCCGGUGCAAUGGAUUCCCUGACCCUGCAGCAGGCCCUCACCCUUGUCUCCAACAGCCAGCAGAUGCUGGACCCACUCUCAGCCCCAUGCAAAAGGAGGAGGUUCAGUUUCUGGGGCUAACACUCAGCACCACGGCAGCACAGACAGCUUUGUACGUUCUCUUUUCUCUGGUGCUUCUUGGAGCCUGUGGCUUGGCAUUUCUGUCAUACAAGUACUGCAAGCACUCCAAGCAAAGGAAAACGGAACCAAGCCAACAGGAAUUGAGCACUAUUUCUUCAUUCUGACAAGUUACCACUUCCUCAAGUUCUGCAAAGCACUCCUAGUUUCUUUACAUACCUUCGCCAGCCAUGAAACUUGCAGUCUUGCUAACUUCCCUAUAAAGGUUUGCUGCUCUGUUUUAGAUGACUUUAAUCUUGAAGGAUUUCGAAUUCCUGAUUGAAGUGGAAAUAUCUGCUUUUUUGCCCUAGUAUUGGCUUUCAGAGGGCCGCAAGAAAUGUGGAAAUGAAAAAAAAAAAAAAAGAAAUGUGGAAAUGUGCAGAUAUUGAACUGAUCUAGUAGUGGGAUCUAUGAACCACUUAAUUAACUGGGCUGUUUCAGGGUUGUUAAAGGUGGAAUUGUGAGGAAAACCCAUAGAAAUCCUUUCUAUAAGAAAUCAACUCCAUUGUGUAGAUGGAUCGCAAUAUCAUCUCCUGCCCUUCUUCAGGGACCUCCAGCCUCCACCUGUGUUUCUCAGAAAAUAAAACCAGUUGUGUCC